Molecule: messenger RNA, 900 nt
Organism: Penicillium cosmopolitanum
Lineage: Eukaryota; Fungi; Ascomycota; Eurotiomycetes; Eurotiales; Aspergillaceae
Exons: 1
Coding region: 1-900 (299 amino acids)
Source: RefSeq, a predicted model, not a curated record
AUGAAGUUCAAAGAUCAACUUGCCUUGAACCCACUGUCCAUUAUCGCAGCCCUAUUUCUAGUUCUAACCAGGAAUACAGAAGCUGCCCAGUGUACAGCAAAUCAGAUUUCAUCCUUAUCGGUGAAUGGCUGUGAUUGUCAAAAAUCCGGUGUUCCUGUGAAAUGUCCCUUAUUGGCGCCGCAGUGUGGUUUGCCACCGACUCUUGCUGUACCAAUCAACCAAUACAAUGGGGGUCAGGUCUUGUGGGGUGAAGGCUGUAUCGACGCUAAUUUUGGAUGUGAUGGUUGCUAUUUGUGGUAUGGCUCUCUGUGCGAGUGUCUAAAGCACCCUGGGGGUUGUACUCGUACUCAGCCAGUAGUAGCGGGAAACCCAAUAUGGGCCCUACUAUCAAAUACGGCACUCCGCGGGUUGAUCACUACAUCACAGAAACUGCCUGGAAUCCUGCAAUUGAAUCAAGCGCCUGAACCAGACAAAGGCUGGCAACUCGGACAGGAAACACUCAAACACCCUGAUAAAGCCGUGAAAUAUACGAGGGAGAGAGGAGCUCUAGCUAUGAACUCGGUUGCCACGCGAACCGAGGAGCAAAUUCACAUCCAUGUGUGUGACAACCCAACUAGCAAUCUUCGGCGUGACUUAUCAAAACUGCUACGAUCCGGUUAUGCAAAUUUGGCGCCAGUUCCGGGCUAUUCAAUGUGGUGUCAGGUAGCUCCAUUCUCCGGUACCAACAUUAACGUGGCAGCAAGGAUAUUUGACUAUCUGGCGACCAUUCCUCAUCUUGCGGCUAGCUGUGACAAGUACAAAAUCGGAGCUGGGCUUAUUACCGAUGCCAAUGAUUACUCUUGGGCGUGUGUUACUACCGGCGAUGCAUCGGCAGAGGAACUUUUCUGUCAUUUCCCUUAA